UCUUUUGUUACUGUGGUCGCGCCGUCGUACGUGGCUCUUCUAUGUCUUGGCUUCGCCUGCCAUGAUCGGUGGCUCGACGCAAGUCACAUGCUGUGCAAGCGGCAACCUCAACGGCCCCUCGUUCAACGCGCAUCGCUAACGGACAACCUGCAUACUGGGUGUAUAGUGCGCGGCGAAACUCUCACACUCAUCAUCAGCAUUCAGCAUUCAAGUAUCGGCCUGUUCUGUUCGGAUCCCUUGCGUGCUGGUGCUCGAAAGAAGGCUCGGGUCACCAACAACAUCAUGUGCUCGCAUGCAUCGGAACCGCUGAGCGCCGGUGGCUCGCUAGCUUUGCUCCCGCUGACCUGUUCUUUGGGUCGACUCAGACUUCCGAUGUGGCCGUUGACCGUCGACUGCCCCUGUCGACACUUGCCUCUUCGUUUAGGUAUGGCGCUCUCCUUCCGCUCGCUAAGGCGGCGUGGCGGCAGUUGCGGUCGGGAUGGAGCUCUGCCAUGUUUGGUUGCUGAGCAAUCAAUCAGGCUAGAUCCGGUCCUUUAAAGCCUUGACCCUUUCCCCCUCGACUCUUCUUUCUUUCCUUCUCUCCCAUCCACACCACAUCCCCUCUCCCUUCGAUCGCUCACGUCCCUCCACUCUCUUCUCGACAUCGCAAGGCCUUCCGACAUCAAACUGCUCCUCUUACGACUAAC
Ceraceosorus guamensis is the source of this 686-nucleotide messenger RNA. RefSeq lists its product as hypothetical. Bases 88 to 537 code for a protein of 149 amino acids. The record is from RefSeq and is a predicted model, not a curated record. The transcript has a single exon. NCBI's taxonomy places the organism in Eukaryota, Fungi, Basidiomycota, Exobasidiomycetes, Ceraceosorales, Ceraceosoraceae.